Falco peregrinus (peregrine falcon) is the source of this 2350-nucleotide messenger RNA. It is a transcript of the gene FBXO33, whose product is annotated as F-box protein 33. Gene Ontology annotation, molecular function: protein binding. Lineage: Eukaryota; Metazoa; Chordata; Aves; Falconiformes; Falconidae. Gene Ontology annotation, cellular component: SCF ubiquitin ligase complex. Gene Ontology annotation, biological process: positive regulation of protein ubiquitination; SCF-dependent proteasomal ubiquitin-dependent protein catabolic process. The record is from RefSeq and is a predicted model, not a curated record.
AGCCGCGUCCCGGCCGGCGCCCGCCCCCUCCGCCUUGUCAUUGAUGUUGUUGUUUUUGUCGCAGGAGCCGGAGGCGAGGCCGGGGCCGCCGCCGCCUGGGGCCGCCGCCGCAGCAGCAGCGGGGCUCGGCCCGGCGCCAGGCAUGUCGGUGUGCGGGGAGGCGGUAGGCGCCGGCUCCCUGCCCAGCGAGCUGGUGGUGCACAUCUUCUCCUUCCUGGCGGGCCCCGACCGGCUGCGGGCCUCGGCCGCCUGCUCGCACUGGCGGGAGUGCCUCUUCUACCCGGCCCUCUGGCCGCGCCUCCGCCUCAGCCUCCGCGUCUCGCCGGCCGAGCGCCCGCGCCUCGAGUUCCUCAUGCGCAAGUGCGGCUGGUUCGUCCGUGAGCUCCGCGUACAGUUCGCCGCCGACAACUACCCCAGCGGCGGGGGGGGGGCGGCGGCGGCGGCGGUGGCGGCGGGCGAGGGCGCCGCGGCGGCGGGCGACGGGGAGGCGCCUCCGCUCUGCCCGCGCUGGCUCGACCUGCUGAGGACCUACCUGGAGCUGGUGCUGUGCGUCCUGAGCAGCGUCCGCAACAACAGGAACCUCCAGAAGUUAAGUCUCUUUGGGGAUAUAAGCAUUCUGCAGCAACAUGGAAGUAUAUCAAAUACAUACCUCGGCAAGGUUGACCCUGAUGGCAAGAAGAUUAAGCAAAUCCAGCAGCUGUUUGAAGAGAUAUUAGGCAAUAGCAGGCAAUUGAAAUGGCUGUCUUGUGGGUUUAUGCUGCAAAUAGUAACUCCCACAUCAUUGUCCUCCUUAUCAAACCCCAUAGCCAACACCAUGGAACAUCUGAGCUUGCUGGACAACCACAUCCCUGGUAAUACCACUCUGAUCACUGCGGUUGAAUUGGAGCGCUUUGUGAAUCUGCGUUCGCUCGCGUUGGAUUUCUGUGAUUUUACAGCUGAAAUGGCAAGAGUCCUGGCUGACAGCAACCAUGUGCCUUUGCAUCGACUGUCUCUCCUGGUCCACAGCGUUUCCAUAAUGCACAAGUCAUUGAACAGUAUGCCAGAAGAUGAGAAUUGGCAGGCGCUGACUCGCAACAGCACUAAUCUUCGGGUCUAUAUAAUGGCCUUUGAUGUCAAGAGUGAUGAUAUGUUAAGGAUUCUUAAGCCCAGUAUCCCCCUAGAGAGGAUUCACUUUGACAGCUACAUCACUUGUGUUUCAGGGGCCGUUGUUGACCUCAUAUCCAGGCAGUAUGACAAGUUCCUCACUCAUUUUAUACUAAUGAAUGAUGUGAUAGAUAUGUCUGGCUUCCCAGAUCUUAGCGACAACCGGAAUGAAGAUCCACUUGUCUUAUUGGCCUGGAGGUGCACAAGACUGUCUCUCCUCGCUGUUCAUGGUUACACAGUUUGGGCUCAUAACCUUAUAGCAAUUGCUCGUCUUCGUGGCUCUGACCUGAAAGUCCUGGAGGUCACAGAAGAAAGCAUUGAUUUCGACCAAGGAGAACUGGCAGACCAGGAUGUGGAUCCAGUACACAAUCUCAUUGAGCAAGUCUCUCUCGGAUUGGGUCGACCUUGGCACGCAGUCAUGGACAUCGAGCUGCUCAGUGUCUUCACCGAGCCAACCCGUCACUUUUACAGAGAGAUGCAAAGCUUCAGUGAAGGCAUUUAGCUCCUUAUUUACAAUUCCUGUGGUUACAUAUGCAAGUAGGGUCCUAUUAUGUUUUUUCAGUAGCGUGAAUUAACCCCUUUUGUGCUGUGUUUAAUCAGUAUUAGCUAUAUAGAAUUAUAUAUGUGUAUUCUACUUCUUGAUCAAAGAACGUAGUCGGGUAUUGGUUUAGAAGCUGAAAGUGGCAGUGUUUAGGGUUUUCACGGUUAAUGGACUUGUCUACCAAACCUUACAGAGGUACAGCCAAAGGCUGUCUGAGGUUGCCGGCUAACUUACUUUUGUUGAGUAACUGCGUUUUGAAUGAUUUUUAUUAUCCCAUCGGAGUUCCGUGCUCAGGAGCCAACUCUUUUUAAUACCCGUAUCCAUAGCCCAGUGGAUUUCUGUGCUGUCAUUGUGUGCUUAAUCUGGUAGCAUGCUACUUAAUAGGCUUAAAGGAAGAGAGGUCUGCCCAGGACUGUUCGUUGUAAGACUCUCACCUUGCUUUAUUUCACGUGCAGGUUCCGAAGCAUGACUAAACUCCCAUUCUCAGCUGUUGGUAGCUGUUAAGCGGCAGAGUGAAACACUAGCUUUUCAGGUACCUGCACUUCCAGAUCCACUCCAUAAGCUGUAGUCUUUCUGGAUUCUUUGCAAAUUCCUCCUUGUUUAUUCUCAUGUUCUGUCGCCUUCCUUAAAAGUUAGCUUUGGGCCAAAGUUUUAAGAGGGGGGGGG